AUGGCAGCCAGUUCGUCACUUUCAGUAGCUUACAGAAGGUUAGCAGGAAAGGUAGCUCUGAUCACUGGAGGAGCUAGUGGAAUUGGAGAAGCUUCGGCGAAAUUAUUCGGGAAUCAUGGCGCGAAAGUUGUGAUUGCCGACAUCCAAUACAACCUUGGACAAACAUUAAGCAAGAGUUUAGGUUCAUCAAACAGCUUCUACAUUCAUUGUGAUGUAGCCAAUGAGGAUCACAUCGAAGGAGCUGUUGACAAAGCAGUUGCGACUUAUGGAAAACUGGACAUCAUGUUUAACAACACGGGAACUAUCCAUCCUGUUUUAGGCCUAACAAAAAACUUGGCAGUUGAGCUUGGGAAAUACGGCAUUCGGGUCAACUGUGUGUCGCCAUCUGGCGUCGUGACGCCUCUAUCUAAGAGAUUUUUUGGGGAUGAGGGAGGAGAUGUUCUUCAAAAUGCCUUGAAUUCAAGUGCCAAUCUUAAAGGAGUAAUUUGGGAAGCUGAGGAUGUUGCUCAAGCAGCACUUUACUUAGCUAGUGAUGAUGCUAAGUGUGUGAGUGGACAUAAUCUAUGUGUUGAUGGAGGCUACACCAUUUACAACUCUGCCCUCAAUAUACUUUAA
Molecule: messenger RNA, 615 nt
Organism: Oldenlandia corymbosa var. corymbosa
Lineage: Eukaryota; Viridiplantae; Streptophyta; Magnoliopsida; Gentianales; Rubiaceae
Source: the annotation of a GenBank genome assembly